Gambusia affinis (western mosquitofish) is the source of this 3732-nucleotide messenger RNA. It is a transcript of the gene wdr32, whose product is annotated as WD repeat domain 32. Lineage: Eukaryota; Metazoa; Chordata; Actinopteri; Cyprinodontiformes; Poeciliidae. The coding region runs from base 246 to 1829 and encodes 527 amino acids. Gene Ontology annotation, molecular function: protein binding. Gene Ontology annotation, cellular component: Cul4-RING E3 ubiquitin ligase complex. The record is from RefSeq and is a predicted model, not a curated record. The transcript has 8 exons.
GAAACUUGCCGAAGAAGUGCAUAAACAUCCGCACGAGCUCUUCAAUUUACAACCCAGAAAGUCACAUUUUUACCCAAUUUAUUUCCAAAAACUCUGGAACAGAUAAGGAAUCCCUUGAAAAUACAUAAAAUGAUAAGCGAAUAUUUUUAUUCUUUAUCUUUUAGCGUUAAUGUGUCUCCCAACAAAUACAGACGCUGACCCCGCCGGAGACACGAGCCGCCGUGCGGACGGGCUGAACCGCCACAAUGAGCUCCGAACACCAGAGCGACAGCGAGGACGCCGACGAGUCGCAGGAUAGGCCCGGCAGCACCGGCAAGAAAGAAGACCCUGUUGGAAGACCGACACAGUCGGAGGUGGAAGAAGACGCCCCGCAGAGGGUCUGCGCUUCGCCGCCGGGGAGCAGCAGCGAGGACCAGCCCGAGGGCAGCACUGGCUCGUCUCCUCCCCGCCUGGAGGAUGAAGAGCGCCGCUGCUCACCGGGCGCCGCUCCGCAGGCGGGGAGCGGUGGGAGCUCCAGUAGCGAAGGCUACAAGGGGAAUAGCCUGUUUUCCUGGCUGCAGAGCAGGACUAUCAGACGGGGGCUGUUUGUAGACCCAGCCAGGGAUAACUUCAGGACAAUGACCAGCUUGUACUGCUCUAUGAACCCGGCUGUGGAGUCGGUCAAUCUGAGCUCUCAGACCCACGGAGCUGUAUUCAAUUUGGAGUACUCACCGGACGGGUCUGUGCUGACGGUGGCCUGUGAGCAGACAGAGGUCCUCCUGUUUGACCCCAUUUCAUCCAGGCACAUCAAGACCCUCACAGAGGCCCAUGAGGAUUGCGUCAACAACAUAAGGUUUUUGGACAAUCGCCUGUUUGCCACCUGCUCCGACGACACCACCAUUGCAUUAUGGGACCUUCGUAAGCUGAACUCCAAGGUCUGCUCGUUGCACGGCCACGCCAGCUGGGUGAAGAACAUCGAGUACGACACCAACACUCGCCUCCUGGUCACAUCCGGCUUUGACGGCAACGUCAUCACAUGGGACACUAACAGGUUUACGGAGGACGGCUGCCCGCACAAGAAGUUCUUCCACACUCGCUAUCUGAUGAGGAUGCGUCUGACUCCUGACUGUUCCAAGAUGCUCAUCUCGACUUCCUCAGGGUACCUACUCAUCCUUCACGACCUGGACCUCACCCAGUCCCUGGAAGUGGGCAGCUACCGCAUGCUGAGAGCCCGACGGACCCCCCUCAGCUCAGACGGAGGCACAUCAGCGUCCAGGUCGACCGUGACGCCCCGUCAGGGACACGACUCCAAGCUUCAUCCUCACAGAGAAGGUCUGUCCCCACGGAACAGCCUGGAGGUUUUAACUCCUGAAAUCCCUGGGGAAAAGGACAGAGGGAACUGCAUCACAUCCCUGCAGCUGCAUCCCAAAGGCUGGGCCACGCUCAUCCGCUGCUCCAGCAACAUGGACGACCAGGAGUGGACCUGUGUGUACGAGUUCCAGGAGGGGGCGCCCACGCGGCCGCUGGUGUCUCCCCGCUGCUCCCUGCGCCUCACCCACUACAUCGAGGAGGCCAACGUGGGCCGGGGCUACAUCAAGGAGCUCUGCUUCAGCCCCGACGGACGGCUCAUCUGCUCCCCUUACGGCUACGGCGUCCGCCUGCUGGCCUUCGACGAGCGCUGCAGCGAGCUGGCCGACAGCCUGCCCGUUCAGACCAGCUGCCUCCGGGAGAUCCGCUCCAUCUACUCGCACAGCGACGUGGUGCUCACCACCAAGUUCUCCCCAACGCACUGCCAGCUGGCCUCGGGGUGCCUGAGCGGACGCGUGGCGCUUUACCAGCCCAAAUUCUAGCAUCCGGCGUUGUUUAAAAGUAUCUAUUUCUUUUUGUUAAACCCGAUCACUGCAGACCUGGGGAAACGCGCACCAGUCUAAACCUCUGCAUAUAAAGAGGUGGAAAUGCAUCUCUUUAUAUGGGAAGUGUUUUACAGAUGGUUACUUUUUGCACAUUUGUGCAGAGGAUUUGCUGAAGCUAACCAGAGAUGCACCGAUCUGAGUUCUAUUGCCAAUUUCUAGGCUUUGCUAUUUGUACAGCUUUAACCUGCCGAUACCAACUUUGGUUUAUUCCAGUUUCUGUUUGAAAACUAAUAUAUAGUAUAAGAAAAUACAAGAACAGAAUUCAGGAUACGUUUCUUCCUUGUUUACUUCCCUUAAGCUGCUAUUAUUUAUUCAUAUUAGGAGCAGAAACUAUGUUUUGAAAUAGUAUAACCAUAAAUUACAGCUACUGUUCUUGUACUAAACCAAAAUUCUAGAGUUCACAUUUUAAAUUACCUUUAGCAUUUUAUAGAAAUGAUUUGAAUCACUAAACAAAUGCUGUAUUCUGUUCAGCCUUCCUGUUGUCUGUAAAACUCCUACUCUCUCUUGCUUCCCUGCAGCCUUUAUGAACCUCAGACAUAUAUUGUACUUGGUUUCCUUUCUUGCACCUCUUUGCUUCCUCUACCUUAAUUUUAAGCGCCUCACUGAUUCUGAAACUAGCUAACUCUGAGUCUUCACUCAGUAAUGGCGUACACUCCGAAGAGUAUUUCGUGCAAUCAGGUAGCGAUUCCAUGCGGUGCAUUCACUGACUCAAAAAACGUUGGAUUUUAACGCGUCCUCCAUUAGGCAAAAAGAAUCGUCUAGCAGAUUCCUCGAUGCAUCGCAACUGCUAGCUUAAGAACGUUGCCUAACCACGUGUUACGUGACAACCCAGGUCUGCAGCUGUUAACCGGGUCAAGUUCGUUUAGGUGCUAGCCGUCAAACUGACGGCCAUUAACUGGCAUAAAGAAAUGACAGACUGAAGCUCUGGGCUAAUUGCCAGGUUGCAGCAGAAGAUGGACACUUUGAGCCCUGAAUUUCAAGACAUGACAUAGAAAAGCAAGCUCAAAAUCGAAGUGCAAACAAAUUGCAUUUUGUUUUUGCAGACGAAACUUUCUGAGCAGAAGUUCAAUGCAAUUCUUGAUGCAACUCUGAUAUCAGGAAACGGCAAACUGUUGGUCGUUUGUGGCUCCUUCAGUUGCAGAAUUGCUUUUGGCCUCUUUAAUAGUACUUAUUUUUCUUCUUCUUUUGAGACAUAGGCACAUCCAGACGUCGCCGUCUCAGGAGGACAACACUAACGGUGCAAAAAGUCAAGUAUCGGUGAACCCGGGAGGCGAACGGACUUCCGUUUACGCUGUUUGUCACGUUAACUCGACUUCCUGCGCUGCGCCUGGUGCCGCUCUCUGCUGCUUCACUCAUGCCUUCGCCACAGGUGCUGCUUCUGUGCUCAUACAAUCUGAACUUCAAGGACCUACCCUCCUUUACCUGCCUGCUGCUUUUGUUGUUCCCAACAUCUUAUCUCUUCCCACUGUCCAGAUCCUCUGUUGUUUUUAAGGGUUUUAUUGGUGUAUUAAUGUUGGCACUAAUUGUUGCACAGCGUUUGAUUUGAUAAUCACUUUAGAGUUGUUAACUCUGUAAUCACCUCUUUACUUUCCCCAAAGUUCAUGCUUUUAUCUUAAGUCUUUAGAUCGAAAUAUCUGGUCACCAGGAAAAUUGAGCAGUAGUAAAAAAGGCGGCGAAUAUUUCUGCAUCAUUGCAACUCAAAGAUACAUAGUUUUACCCUCCUGUUGUCUCAGCGCUACGCUGUAUAGGAGCAAGGCAGAUGUCAAGUCUGACGAGGGUUCUCCCAUCACUGUCGGUUCCUGGAGUCCUGCGCGUGCACACACACACACACACAAACAAA